AUGGCAGAGGAUGAAGUCGGGCUUGCAGACGCCGUGCUGCUCGCGCCCCUCACCGAAGACUCCUUUCUACACAACUUACAUGUCCGAUAUAAAAGAGAUAUCAUUUAUACAUACGUAGGCAACGCCCUUAUUUCGGUAAACCCAUGCCGACCUCUGCCACUCUACUCGGCGGAUCUGGUGCGGACCUAUUUAGCGCGACCGCCAUACUUACUGCCACCGCAUCUGUAUGCGAUAACGGCAACGGCUUAUAGAUGGGUACGUGAUAGAAACGAGAGCCAGUGCAUAGUUAUUACGGGUGAGAGCGGUGCUGGCAAAACAGAGGCCGCGCGUGUGUGCCUCCAAUGUGCGGUAGUAGCAGGUGGAUGCGCGGGCGGCGCAGCGGGUGGCGGAGCGGCUGCCACGCUAGUUGCGGCCGGAACUCUUCUCGAAGCCUUUGGGAAUGCCGCUACUGCAAGGAACCAUAAUGCCAGUAGAUUUGGAAAGCUGUUGGAUAUAGAGUUGGACUUCAAGGGAGAGCCGAUCGGUGGACACCUGACACACUCAGACCUCUUGGAAAAGGAACGCGUUUGCUUCGUAUCAGACGGCGAACGAAAUUUCCACGUACUAUAUCAGUUACUAGCCGGUGCAGACGCGCAAUUGCUCAAGCGGCUUAAGCUGCAGCGCUCAUGGGAGGCGUACCGGGUACUGCGGGGUCGCGCGCCCCCCGCGGGCUCGGAAGACGCGUCCCCGCCCCUCCGUCCGCCCCCGGGCCCCGCCGACCCCCACGCAGAUCGAGACCACUUCGCAUUCACCAAAGCCGCCAUGAAAACCCUCGGACUGAGCGCGGCGGAAUGCGGGGCGGUUCUACGAAUUCUCGCCUUCAUCCUCAAACUGGGCAACGUCCGUUUCGAACCCCUUCAUCACAUAGAUGGCUCGAUUGGAGCGCGUGCACAUCAUGAACUCGAGUUACGGGAUGCGUGUGCGCUGGUCGGAGUCGAUCCGGAUACCUUAGCUCUCGCUUUGGGUGCGGCGCCGGACGCAACGGUGCCCCCACCUGCCGCUCCACCCACUGAGGCCCCACACGAAGACGAGUGUUCAGUGGAGGAGGAAGAGAGUUCAGUGGGGGGUGAAUCCGAGGCGUGGAGCGAGUGGGGGGAAUGGGGAGAGUGGGCGGCGCUACGGAGGGAUCGUGUGCUUUGCGCGCUGUAUUCGCGUCUUUUCAACUGGUUGGUGCGCGGCGUUAACGCGGCAUUACGAGGAGCGGCCGGCGGUCGUCGUUCACUGGGCAUUCUGGACGUGUACGGAUUAGAGUCGUUGGCGCACAACUCGUUGGAGCGGCUGCUCAUCAACUACGCGGCGGAACGCGUGCAUGCGGCUGUCUGUACCCUAGCCUUGCGCCGGCAGCAAGAGGAGUAUGCGCGCGAGGGGCUCGCAUGGACGCCGCUGCCUCUUACCGAUCAUGAGGCCGCCGCGGAUGCGUUGGACGCGGGACCGGACUGCGUGCUAGCAGCAUUGCGCGAUGCCACCCUUCGCGCGGCUCCCGACUCCCAUUUCAUACAGCGUCUGCAGCGUCGUCGGCAUCCACGCGUCUUGCCGUUGCCGCCCGAUAGAUUCCAGUAA
Messenger RNA from Pieris macdunnoughi, 1599 nucleotides. The record is from the annotation of a GenBank genome assembly. NCBI's taxonomy places the organism in Eukaryota, Metazoa, Arthropoda, Insecta, Lepidoptera, Pieridae.